AUUGGGUGGUUUAAAUAAAGAAAAUACACCUUGUUAGCCAUUAUUAAUUAGUUUAUUAGAGUUAGAAAGUAGAACAUGUGAUUAUAGCUACAUAAAAACAGUUAAAAUAACACCGGAAACCAUCGAUACUCGCCAUUUUCGUGCUUGCCGGUAUCGAUGCAAUUGCCUCUUGUUCAUCUCUAAGCAGCAGCUGCAAAAAGUCUCAAAAAAAUCAACUAUUUCACAUUCGAUUCGUCCAGUUUAUGCGUAAAAAGCUGUCCCCAGAAUUCCAGAAAGCGUUAUGGAGGAACUACGCAAGCAUUUAUCCAAGGUGAACGUGCCCUGCGGCUCCGGAACGGGCAGUCCUCCGAUCUACAAGGACGAGUGCGUCUAUUCCUACGACAAUCCCGAGACGCCCACCGGUUUGUACGUGUGCCUGCACAGCUUCCUGGGCUUCGGCGAGUCGUAUGUGCGGGAGUAUGCCGACAAGACCGGCAACCAGGUCUUCCUCCACAUCCAGCGGGUGAAGACGCCCAAGGAGGGUGCCGCCGACACAGAGGCGGAGUGCGAUCCCGAGACGGAGGCGGGGCCGGAGAGGAAGAUCACCCGCUUGGCCAUCGGCGUGGAGGGCGGCUACAAUGAGUCCGACAUGGCCAAGAAGUACGAGAUCAAGGACACCUACAGCAUCGUGGUGGCCCCGCACCUGGACAAGAAGCUACCCUAUCCCGAUCCGGAGCUGCCCAUGCGCGUCACCCAGGCGGUGGAGGCGAUCCUGGCCGCGGAUUCGGCCAUUGCCAAGCUGGAGAAGGCCACGCUGAUGGGCACCUGGGAUGGAGAAGUGCGUCAGGCCUCCAAAUACGCGGAGAACCUGCAGCAGCUGGACAACGGCAAGAAGAUCCCGCCGGCAGGAUGGCAGUGCGAGAAAUGCGAUCUAACAAACAACCUCUGGCUGAAUCUCACCGAUGGCUCCAUCAUGUGCGGACGCAAGUUCUUCGACGGCAGCGGCGGCAACGACCACGCCGUGGAGCACUACCGGGUGACGGGUUAUCCGCUGGCUGUCAAACUGGGCACCAUCACUGCCGAUGGCAAGUCGGAUGUGUUCUCCUACCCGGAGGACGACAUGGUACUCGAUCCCCAUCUCGAGCGCCAUCUCUCCCACUUUGGCAUCAACAUGGCGGCGAUGAAGAAGAGCGAGAAGUCCAUGGUGGAGCUGGAGUUGGACAUUAACCAGCGCAUUGGCGAGUGGUCGGCGCUGACGGAGAGCGAGAGUGAGCUGCAGCCGCUGGCCGGUCCUGGCUACACUGGCAUGCGCAACCUGGGCAACUCCUGCUACAUAAACAGCGUGAUGCAGGUGCUCUUCAUGAUCCCAGAUUUCCAACAGCGAUACGUGGGCAGCGGAGCCGAACGCUAUUUCAAAGAGUUCCCCAGCGACCCCGCCAACGACUUUGACAUUCAGAUGGCCAAACUGGGCACUGGUCUGCAGUCCGGCAAGUACAGCAGCAUUGCCGAAAACACGCUGGACACCGACCACUCCACCGGAAUAUCGCCGGCCAUGUUCAAGAAUAUUGUGGGCAAGAACCACCCAGAUUUCAGCACCAAACAGCAGCAGGAUGCCAACGAUUUCUAUCUGCAUUUGCUCACCCUGCUGGACAGGAAUUCCCGGAACCAAACCAAUCCCGCAGAUGCUUUAAAGUUCCUGCUGGAGGAUCGCGUCGAGUGUCUGGCCAGUCGCAAGGUGAAGUACAAGACACGCGAGGAAUACAGCUUCCAGCUGCCCAUUCCACUGGAUAAGGCCACCAAUCUGGAUGAGGUGCGGGAGUUCCAAGAGCGCGAGAAGGCGGCCCGCGAGACUGGACAGCGACUGGUGGAUCGGGACAUUGUGAGGCACAAGGUGCCUCUGCAGGCCUGCUUGGAACGCUUUUUCGGCCCGGAGCUGAUUGAGCAAUUCUACUCGACUGCCAUUGAGGGCAAGACGAAUGCCAGGAAGAUCACGCGACUGGCCACCAUGCCCGACUGCCUGAUGAUUCACCUGGGUAAGUUCACGCUGGGCGACGACUGGGUGCCAAAGAAGCUGGAUGUUUCCGUAGACAUGCCCGAUGAACUGGAUCUGAGCAACUGGCGUUCGGCAGGUGGCCUGCAGGCUGGAGAGGAGGCUCUGCCUGAACCUGCGGCGGAGCAGGUGAAGUUCGUGUUCGAUGAAGCGGUCAUGUCUGAGCUGCUUACCAUGGGCUUUCCCCCAGAGGCCUGCAAACGGGCAUGUUUCCAUACAAAGAACAGCGGCCUGGAGGCGGCCUCCAACUGGCUAAUGGAGCACAUUGCUGACGAAGACAUCUCAGAGCCAUUUGUGGUGCCCAACAAUCGCAUUGGAGACUGCGCGGCCAAUCAGUUUGUGGCCAAUCCCGAGAGCCUGGCCAUGUUAAUGAGCAUGGGCUUCGACGAACGCCAGGCGGUGGCCGCUUUGAAGGCCACUGAUGGCAACGUGGAGCGCGCCACCGAUUGGAUAUUCUCGCACGCCGACUCCGUUGGCGUUGAGGAAGUUGCCCCCGCCUCGGAUGCACCCGUUGCAGCGCCUUCUUCAGAACCAAACAAGAGCAACUACCGCGAUGGGGCCGGCAAGUACCGGCUGGUGGCCUUCAUUUCGCACAUGGGCACCUCCGCCCAGGUGGGACACUACGUCUGCCACAUUCGCAAAAAGGGCGAGUGGGUGAUCUUUAACGACAGCAAGGUGGCCAAGUCGCAGAACCCGCCCAAGGACCUCGGCUACCUGUAUCUUUACAUGCGCGAACAGUAGCCAGCCCGAUCUCAGUCCAGUCCCAACCACCACAGUCCCGCAAUCUAAUAUUAUGCGCCCUGAAGAAUGGAAUUUAAUAAUAAACAUAAUAAUAUACAUACGUAUACAUUA
Molecule: messenger RNA, 2881 nt
Organism: Drosophila subpulchrella
Lineage: Eukaryota; Metazoa; Arthropoda; Insecta; Diptera; Drosophilidae
Gene: Usp5
Product: ubiquitin carboxyl-terminal hydrolase 5
Exons: 2
Coding region: 281-2770 (829 amino acids)
Biological process (GO): protein deubiquitination
Molecular function (GO): protein binding; cysteine-type deubiquitinase activity; zinc ion binding
Source: RefSeq, a predicted model, not a curated record